CAUUGGGAAGGCAAGCAACACAGGUUUAUGACCCCGAAGUGAAAGACCAGCAAGUAUGCUGCAGUGUUGAAGCUCUUUUCAUCAGAUCUUUCCAAGGUGGCACUCAAGUCAAAGCUGACUCUAGCCGAGUCUUAUCAUUGAAACAUUUUGGUUGUGAAGAUGACCAUGGCGAAUCACCUGAAAUUCUAAAGUUACAUUCAUCUAUAUAUAUCAGAGACUUUAGUCUGAGUCUGUCAGAGUCAGACAAAGCUGAGACUGACUUCAGUGAGCUUUGUGAUGAGCUAAGCCGUAUACCACAGCAUGGCGAUACAGAUGCAGGUAAAACCAUUGCCAGAAGAAUCUAUGAUCCCAGCCUCUCAGCCUUGGCACCAGAGCACGACCAUCACACUCUGGCUAUGACUGAAGAUGACACAGGUGUAGCUCAAAAAAGCAGGCUCUCUCAGAAGUCUACUGAUGAGAUACCAGCCCAAAUCUACAAAGUACUGUAUGAUCAUGAAAAAAUUCCACGCAUUUCAGGUGUGGAUACGAGAUUCAAACCCUUCAAGUCAAGCAAAGAAGAAAACACUAAACCCAAAGUCUACGGUCAUGGGUGUCCAGAAAGCAUGGCCUUCAUUGAUGAUAAUGAUGAUAUUCAGUCAAUAGAGCCCAUUGUUGCUGCUGCUAAGUGCAGCAUGGUGAAACCAACGAAGGUAGCAAAGAACAUUUUGCCACACAGUAUGACAACAUAUGGGCCUACUCACAUAGCUUGUGACUCAACUGAGAGACACGACAAUUUGUGUUUUCUUAAUCCAGACAGUGACCAUGGCACAAUACAGACAAAAUCAUCUUACAUUUCUGAGCCAAAGACUGCCUCUUCCAGCUUUUUCCUGCCUAUUACCCAUCUCACACCACAAGCCCCUGAACAAGAUCUGACAUUACCUUCCACUUUUAUACCAUACAGUCCUUUGACCCCUGAUUCUUUGGUGUCCGAUGACCAAUGUGGCUCUUUUUCACCUAUUAAUGAAAGUGGUCUUUUCACUGCAGACGCAUGUAUAUUAUAUGAUUCUAUACCAAGACUAUCAUCCCCAGACUCUGUAAUGUCACUUGGUGAUUAUAGGGCAAUGUCACCUGACUCUCCACAGAGAGAAAGAAGAGUAUUACCUGCAGACUUUUUCAGUGUAUUAGAUGACAGUCAGGCAUUCUCUCCAUUGUCUGAUACAUGUAGUUCACCAGAAGUUAUGAUUAACUUCACUGAAAAUAAAUUAAGCCCUUAUCAAACUCAUACAUGUGACUGUGAACCACCCGUUGAUUCUAAACAUUCCGCCUUUCCUGUGAUUAAGUCCUGUGAGUUUUGGGAUAAGUAUCGGCCACUGUCUCCUGACUCCAGAGUACCUAAAUGUAGCCAACCAUUACCUGAACGUAUACAUAAAAAGAAAGUGUGUAGAGCAUUCUCACCUGUGACAUCAGACAUUGAGUUAUUACUUGAAAAUGUUUCUUCUGAUAGAGGAAUGUGUUCGCCUCAGUCAGUAUCUAUUCAUGAUUUUGAAUCUUCAGAUAGAGACUGCCGACCAUUCUCUCCAGAAUCUCAAACUUCUCAGUGCAGUUUCUCAUUUCUUGAACUCUUACUCUCUGAACCAACCCGCACACAACUCAGGAGUCAGUAUUGUGAUUAUUACUUGUUGUAUUCAGGAGAAAUUUCACCCUCACCGUUGCUGAGGUCAGCUCCUUACACUGAAGUCUGUGGUAAGGAAGUGGGUCCAGAUAGUCCCAUUACACAAGAAACAAGAACUUCAGAUAAUAUUCCUCCUCUCCCUCAGAAAUGUGUCAGAUCAAAUUCUUAUCUGCAACCUGUUGCAGACAUUAAAAGUAUCUCCAGUGAAGUCUCAAGCUGUUCAAGUCAAACAGAAAAAUCUGUUAAAGCUAAAAAACUAGAAGAACAAAGAAACCAAUCUUACCUUGGUUACUGGCUUUCUAAGUUGGAACCACAAUCUUGUCAGGACACAGCAUCGGUAGGUCAGAAAGAAGAUGAGUUAACAAAUGAAAUACCAAACAUUUCAAAAGAAAAGUCAGUGCAUUUACAUAGGCGAAGGGAAACGUUGAAGAGUAAUUCUUACUCAGAUCACAAAGAAAAUAAGAAACUUCAUGAAAUUUCUCAGGCCUUCAGAGAAUUACACACACCAAAACCUAUGAUAUUUAACUUUGUGGAAAGACAGAAGUACAAUUUAGAGUUUCCAAAUGUAUUACAUCACGUGUCAAACACAACAACAGCCUUUCUUGAAACUGUAAACAGAGAACGUAAUCCUGCUGUGCUGUCAGCUGCAAAGCCUCUGACAUAUGCUGAUGUUGUUAAGGGCAUUGCAAACAAAAAACAGGAAAAUAUUUUGCUAGCUGACAAAACAACUAAUUUGGCAGUUGUGUGGACUAAAUCUGUGUCAUCAGAGGAGGAAUGCAGCCUUUCCCCAAUAGACGAAUGGGUGGGCGAAUUAAGACCUCAGUCUCCCGAGUCAGUCGAGUCUCAAAGUGAACUUAGACCCCUGUCUCCUGACUCUCCUGUUCCUCAGUUCAGAUCUGCCUAUAUUGAUUGCCAUGUUGAAGUGACAGGAACCUGGUCUUUUACACCGGAGUCCACUUUAUCAGACUGGGAAGGCACUGAAUUGUGUCUGGAAUUUCUGUUUGAUGAUGCCAGGCCAGACUCCCCUCAGUCAGUUUUAUCAGACUUUGAGCUUGAUAAGUUAUUUAGUAGCAGAGCGUUGUCCCCAGAAUCGGAACUUUCUGAUUAUGACUUUUCGCUCUUGCAUGACUGGCUUUUGGACUUCAGAGCAUCCUCCCCAGAUUCUGUGGCCUCAGAUGAGGGAUGUUCUUUUCCUCCUCUCAUGACAGUAGGUCAAAUGUCAGGCCAACAUUGUAAUUACUAUUUAGACUAUUCAGAGAACAGAGCAAUAUCUCCUCUGUCAACAAUGUCAGAUGUUGAGGACUUUGAAUUUUGUCUUGAAGAAAUGUUUGAGGAAAACAGAGCAGAUUCUCCAGAUUCACUUCCGCCAUGUGUUGAAUUCAGACAUGCAGGUGGAACUGGGACUUCAUUUCCACUGUUGUCUGCAUUCAGACCUCUUACAUAUGCAGAUGUUGUGAGGGGAAUGACGUACAACCAUCAAGCAGAUGUUGACGUUGGAAACACAGUAUAUCAGUGUAGCGCUGUGUGGCCUUCAGCCAUGUCUUCGGAGGAGGAAUGCAGUUUUUCCCCAAUAGACGAAUGGGUGGACGAAUUAAGACCUCAGUCUCCCGAGUCAGUCGAGUCUCAAAGUGAACUUAGACCCCUGUCUCCUGACUCUCCUGUUCCUCAGUUCAGAUCUGCCUAUAUUGAUUGCCAUGUUGAAGUGACAGGACCCAGGUCUUUUACACCGGAGUCCACUUUAUCAGACUGGGAAGGCAAUGAUUUGUGUCUGGAAUUUCUGUUUGAUGAUGCCAGGCCAGACUCCCCCCAGUCAGUUUUAUCAGACUUUCAGCUGGAUAAGUUAUUUAGUAGCAGAGCAUUGUCCCCAGAAUCGGAACUUUCUGAUUAUGACUUUUCGCUCUUGCAUGACUGGCUUUUGGACUUCAGAGCAUCCUCCCCAGAUUCUGUGGCCUCAGAUGAGGGAUGUUCUUUUCCUCCUCUUAUGACAGUAGGUCAAAUGUCAGGCCAACAUUGUAAUUACUAUUUAGACUAUUCAGAGAACAGAGCAAUAUCUCCUUUGUCAACAAUGUCAGAUGUUGAGGACUUUGAAUUUUGUCUUGAAGAAAUGUUUGAGGAAAGCAGAGCAGAUUCUCCAGAUUCACUUCUGCCAUGUGUUGAAUUCAGACAUGCAGGUGGAACUGGGACUUCAUUUCCACUGUUGUCUGCAUUCAGACCUCUUACAUAUGCAGAUGUUGUGAGGGGAGUGACAUACAACCAUCAAGCAGAUGCUGACGUUGGAACCAAAGUGUAUCAGUGGAGCACUGUGUGGCCUUCAGCCAUGUCAUCUGGGGAGGAAUGCAGACUUUCCCCAAUAGACGAAUGGGUAGACGAGUUACGACCUCAGUCUCCCGAGUCAGUCGAGUCUCAAAGUGAACUUAGACCCCUGUCUCCUGACUCUCCUGUUCCUCAGUUCAGAUCUGCCUAUAUUGAUUGCCAUGUUGAAGUGACAGGACCCAGGUCUUUUACACCGGUGUCCACUUUAUCAGACUGGGAAGGCAAUGAUUUGUGUCUGGAAUUUCUGUUUGAUGAUGCCAGGCCAGACUCCCCCCAGUCAGUUUUAUCAGACUUUCAGCUGGAUAAGUUAUUUAGUAGCAGAGCAUUGUCCCCAGAAUCGGAACUUUCUGAUUAUGACUUUUCGCUCUUGCAUGACUGGCUUUUGGACUUCAGAGCAUCCUCCCCAGAAUCUGUGGCCUCAGUUGAUCAUCGUUCUUCUCCUUCUCUGAUGACAGUAGGUCAAAUGUCAGGCCAACAUUGUAAUUACUAUUUAGACUAUUCAGAGAACAGAGCAAUAUCUCCUCUGUCAACAAUGUCAGAUGUUGAGGACUUUGAAUUUUGUCUUGAAGAAAUGUUUGAGGAAAACAGAGCAGAUUCUCCAGAUUCACUUCCGCCAUGUGUUGAAUUCAGACAUGCAGGUGGAACUGGGACUUCAUUUCCACUGUUGUCUGCAUUCAGACCUCUUACAUAUGCAGAUGUUGUGAGGGGAGUGACAUACAACCAUCAAGCAGAUGCUGACGUUGGAACCAAAGUGUAUCAGUGGAGCACUGUGUGGACUUCAGCCAUGUCAUCUGAGGAGGAAUGCAGACUUUCCCCAAUAGACGAAUGGGUGGACGAGUUACGACCUCAGUCUCCCGAGUCAGUCGAGUCUCAAAGUGAACUUAGACCCCUGUCUCCUGACUCUCCUGUUCCUCAGUUCAGAUCUACCUAUAUUGAUUGCCAUGUUAAAGUGACAGGACCCAGGUCUUCUACACCGGAGUCCACUUUAUCAGACUGGGAAGGCAAUGAUUUGUGUCUGGAAUUUCUGUUUGAUGAUGCCAGGCCAGACUCCCCUCAGUCAGUUUUAUCAGACUUUCAGGUGGAUAAGUUAUUUAGUAGCAGAGCGUUGUCCCCAGAAUCGGAACUUUCUGAUUAUGACUUUUCGCUCUUGCAUGACUGGCUUUUGGACUUCAGAGCAUCCUCCCCAGAAUCUGUGGCCUCAGUUGAUCAUCGUUCUUCUCCUUCUCUGAUGACAGUAGGUCAAAUGUCAGGCCAACAUUGUAAUUACUAUUUAGACUAUUCAGAGAACAGAGCAAUAUCUCCUCUGUCAACAAUGUCAGAUGUUGAGGACUUUGAAUUUUGUCUUGAAGAAAUGUUUGAGGAAAACAGAGCAGAUUCUCCAGAUUCACUUCCGCCAUGUGUUGAAUUCAGACAUGCAGGUGGAACUGGGACUUCAUUUCCACUGUUGUCUGCAUUCAGACCUCUUACAUAUGCAGAUGUUGUGAGGGGAGUGACAUACAACCAUCAAGCAGAUGCUGACGUUGGAACCAAAGUGUAUCAGUGGAGCACUGUGUGGCCUUCAGCCAUGUCAUCUGAGGAGGAAUGCAGACUUUCCCCAAUAGACGAAUGGGUAGACGAGUUACGACCUCAGUCUCCCGAGUCAGUCGAGUCUCAAAGUGAACUUAGACCCCUGUCUCCUGACUCUCCUGUUCCUCAGUUCAGAUCUACCUAUAUUGAUUGCCAUGUUGAAGUGACAGGAACCAGGUCUUUUACACCGGUGUCCACUUUAUCAGACUGGGAAGGCAAUGAUUUGUGUCUGGAAUUUCUGUUUGAUGAUGCCAGGCCAGACUCCCCCCAGUCAGUUUUAUCAGACUUUCAGCUGGAUAAGUUAUUUAGUAGCAGAGCAUUGUCCCCAGAAUCGGAACUUUCUGAUUAUGACUUUUCGCUCUUGCAUGACUGGCUUUUGGACUUCAGAGCAUCCUCCCCAGAAUCUGUGGCCUCAGUUGAUCAUCGUUCUUCUCCUUCUCUGAUGACAGUAGGUCAAAUGUCAGGCCAACAUUGUAAUUACUUUAUAGACUAUUCAGAGAACAGAGCAAUAUCUCCUCUGUCAACAAUGUCAGAUGUUGAGGACUUUGAAUUUUGUCUUGAAGAAAUGUUUGAGGAAAACAGAGCAGAUUCUCCAGAUUCACUUCCGCCAUGUGUUGAAUUCAGACAUGCAGGUGGAACUGGGACUUCAUUUCCACUGUUGUCUGCAUUCAGACCUCUUACAUAUGCAGAUGUUGUGAGGGGAGUGACAUACAACCAUCAAGCAGAUGCUGACGUUGGAACCAAAGUGUAUCAGUGGAGCACUGUGUGGCCUUCAGCCAUGUCAUCUGAGGAGGAAUGCAGACUUUCCCCAAUAGACGAAUGGGUAGAUGAGUUACGACCUCAGUCUCCCGAGUCAGUCGAGUCUCAAAGUGAACUUAGACCCCUGUCUCCUGACUCUCCUGUUCCUCAGUUCAGAUCUACCUAUAUUGAUUGCCAUGUUGAAGUGACAGGAACCAGGUCUUCUACACCGGAGUCCACUUUAUCAGACUGGGAAGGCACUGAAUUGUGUCUGGAAUUUCUGUUUGAUGAUGCCAGGCCAGACUCCCCUCAGUCAGUUUUAUCAGACUUUGAGCUUGAUAAGUUAUUUAGUAGCAGAGCGUUGUCCCCAGAAUCGGAACUUUCUGAUUAUGACUUUUCGCUCUUGCAUGACUGGCUUUUGGACUUCAGAGCAUCCUCCCCAGAUUCUGUGGCCUCAGAUGAGGGAUGUUCUUUUCCUCCUCUCAUGACAGUAGGUCAAAUGUCAGGCCAACAUUGUAAUUACUAUUUAGACUAUUCAGAGAACAGAGCAAUAUCUCCUCUGUCAACAAUGUCAGAUGUUGAGGACUUUGAAUUUUGUCUUGAAGAAAUGUUUGAUGAAAACAGAGCAGAUUCUCCAGAUUCACUUCCACCAUGUGUUGAAUCCAGACAUGCAGGUGGAACUGGGACUUCAUUUCCACUGUUGUCUGCAUUCAGACCUCUUACAUAUGCAGAUGUUGUGAGGGGAAUGACGUACAACCAUCAAGCAGAUGCGGACGUAGGAACCAAAGUGUAUCGGUGGAGCACUGUGUGGCCUUCAGCCAUGUCAUCAGAGGAGGAAUGCAGACUUUCCCCAAUAGACGAAUGGGUGGGCGAAUUAAGACCUCAGUCUCCCGAGUCAGUCGAGUCUCAAAGUGAACUUAGACCCCUGUCUCCUGACUCUCCUGUUCCUCAGUUCAGAUCUGCCUCUAUCGAUUGCCAUGUUGAAGUGACAGGAACCAGGUCUUUUACACCGGAGUCCACUUUAUCAGACUGGGAAGGCACUGAUUUGUGUCUGGAAUUUCUGUUUGAUGAGACCAGGCCAGACUCCCCUCAGUCAGUUUUAUCAGACUUUCAGCUUGAUAAGUUAUUUAGUAGCAGAGCGUUGUCCCCAGAAUCGGAACUUUCUGAUUAUGACUUUUCGCUCUUGCAUGACUGGCUGUUGGACUUCAGAGCAUCCUCCCCAGAAUCUGUGGCCUCAGUUGAUCAUCGUUCUUCUCCUUCUCUGAUGAAAGUAGGUCAUUUGAAAGGUCAACAUUGCAAUUACUAUUUAAACUAUUCAGAGAACAGAGCAAUAUCUCCUCUGUCAACAAUGUCAGAUGUUGUGGACUUUGAAUUUUGUCUUGAAGAAAUGUUUGAGGAAAACAGAGGAGAUUCUCCAGAGUCUUUUUCACCUAUUCCCCCCAAUCACACACAAUUGUUUGACAUAACAUCCUCAUUUGUCUGCUCUACCCAACCUCUUAAACAUGCAGAAGAAAGCCAUGCCAGUAUACCUGAGAGACUGGCCACAUCAUUUUUCAACAAAAAUGUGUCAAUCCCUGUAUCUCAGACCAGUUCUACACAGCCCAGUCUUUUUUCUUCUGAUUCAUUUUCUGCAAACUCGCAUGACACAGUUAUACCAGUGGCAUCCAGGGGCAGACUUAAACCCUUUCUUAACAGACUAAUGUCACAUUCGUAUGAUCCUGUUUAUCGGGGAAAAUGUUCAUGUUGUGAAAUACAGUUUGUUCAGUAAAUUCGGUUGACCCAAGAAAUUUGGUUCAGCAUCAUCAGUCCAUUAUACCAUCAACAAGUUUGACGUAUUACUUCACAGAUCAGAGUCCAAGCAACAUUUCAAAUUCUUCUCAUAGUUUUCACAGCUCUUCAUGUUUUGUUUUGUUUUCUACAAAGACAAGUUUCUGUUUUCAAAUGUGCAGUCUGUGUUGUUUUUCACCUGUAAUUGCGUGUCAUAUCACUAUUUCAAAUGCCUGACACUUGGUUGACAAUUCUUUCGUGAUUUUAAUUUCAUAAGCAUACUUCACUGUCAGAGUCUAUCCUAACUCAACCUAAAGUAUUACAUCUAGUUGAUGGAUUAAUCUUCUUUAUUUCAACUUACAAGAAGCCAACUGUUCAGAAGCCACUUUUCACUGUCCCCAAAAACAUUGAGAAAUCACAAAGCAUAUCUGUUUGCCUUGAUUACCUUAUUCUAGAUAUUUAUGUUGUUUGGUGAGAGCAGACUAGAUUUCCAAUUGUGUUUGAUUUUAUUAGUCCUUCAUAAAUUUCCCUUAGAUCAUAAGUAUUCAGUCAUUCUUCGACCAUUGGUUGGGUGAGUUUAGAUCAUUUAUCUCUCAACUUCUUCAAUCAGUUUGAGAAUUUGAUUGUUUUUAAACCAAAUAGGACACUUAACUCUGCGUAAACCACUCUCUGGGAGUGCCACACAAAAAAGAUUCCAUCUAUGAGGAUUUUUUAAUAUAUAGUUGCUAAAUCUGAGAUGACAAUGACAAUAAAUUAGAAGGUGUAGCAUUCACUAACGCUACAAAGGCUUUUUUUUUUUUUUGGACACUAAAGAAUCUCGACUAGAUCAGGUCAAGUCAUAUAUCAUUUGCCAAUUUUGUACAGUUGAGUCACAAGCCAUGUGUGAAAAAAUGGAUUUCAUCAUGCUGUCUCGCUGGAGGAGGCUUUCUAUGAACAAACCCAAACAAAGAAUCGAUGAAAUGAAGACCACAUGUGUAUGAACAUUAAUGGACAAAUCCUGAAUCCCAAUUAAAGACUUCACACACCAAAGAUUCAUUUUCCCAAGAACAUGAAAAGAACAUCCAUGAGCAAGGACAAGAGAAAAAGUUCCUUGGUGUCGGUAAGACGGCAAAAGCUAUUGCAUAUCAGUGAAUGCAGUGUUGGCUUCAAAAGUAAUGAAUAUGGCAGUACAAAGGUGUGAAUUCAGUAGAAUUAUUCCUCAAGCUUCCACUAAUAACAAACAGGGGCUUUACUGUCUUGCUGUGGCAUGUUUACGUUCAAGUAGACGAACUGAUCUUCAAGUGAAGAGAACUACUGUGAAGUACUAUGAUCCAAACCUAAUAACAUGAAGCUUUUAUACUUUUUUAUUGUUAUAAUAUACUAUAAGUUGCAUAUCACUAUUUACAUCUUCACUAAACAACUGUAAUAGUCUAAACUUGCCACAGCUGGAGGCAUGUACGGUUUGCUAUGUUUGUUCUCCUGUUUGUAAGGCUCAUGCUCCCACUGCUUACAUACCAAACAUAAAAAAAACAGAUCACAUAGACAUACUACCAUUGGCAUCUGUAAUGUUCAAUGACUGUGUCCCAGUGACAGAGAUCAGGUCAAUUUAGAACUGACUUCAGCUGGUAAAUUAAAUGUGAUGGUAUAAAUUCAUGAAUAUAGCAAAAUACUGCUUCCCACUGUUGCCCUCCUCCGAUAUUCUGCCUUAAAUUAUGUUAGCGAAGUUGCACAUCAAACAAUUGUUUUUGUUCUCAUAGCAGUAUUAUCUACCUGUGGGGGAGGGAGCAAAAAUACAGGAAACAGUAUUAUUUGACUGAGACAAAUACUAUAAAUUGCUGAAUCUUGCCUCUUGAUGAAAAUUGAAAUGUUUUCUUGUUUUACAUUUAGACAGGCCGCAACAUUUACUUAAAAUGAGUUUAAACCUUCAUGUUGCACAACAUCCUGAUUAUCACUCAAGUGAAUUUGUGACCCACUAUAGUGCAUAUUGUGAAUUGUAAAUUAUGUUGUCUCCUAAACUAAUGUUAUUAACAUAGAUAUUAAUAUGUUAAUAAUUAUGUCCUACAUGCAUGUGGGCUACAAGUGAAUUUCUUCAUUAGAGAUGCUCCUCCUUUAAUUUGAACAACAACCUGUUUUUGUCAGUUGCAUGUUUCAUUUGAGUCAUCCUUUCAUCAACAAAGAAACCACAAAUGACAUU
Acanthochromis polyacanthus (spiny chromis) is the source of this 10208-nucleotide messenger RNA. RefSeq lists its product as uncharacterized. The transcript is spliced from 2 exons. Lineage: Eukaryota; Metazoa; Chordata; Actinopteri; Pomacentridae. The record is from RefSeq and is a predicted model, not a curated record. The coding region runs from base 396 to 8036 and encodes 2546 amino acids.